AUGGCGCCGAUUCCCUGCGCAAUAUGCAAGGACUCCCGAGCACUGAUAGUCAGACCUAAAAACCAUCAAAAGUUAUGCAAGAACUGCUUUAUAUCAGUCUUCGAAGAGGAAGUUCAUCAAACAAUUUCAUUCACUAAAAUCUUCUCACCUGGAGAGCGGAUAGCAAUCGGUGCCUCUGGUGGGAAAGAUUCUACUGUUCUUGCAUCUGUCCUUAAGACCCUCAAUUCUAAAUAUAAUUAUGGCCUUGAACUUGUUUUAUUGAGUAUAGAUGAAGGUAUUAAAGGAUAUCGAGACGACUCCCUCGAGACAGUCAAGAACAAUGCCAUUCAAUACGACAUGCCCCUUAAGAUUGUUGGAUAUGAUGAAUUAUAUGGCUGGACGAUGGACCAAGUUGUUGAAACAAUUGGCAAAAAAGGAAACUGCACUUACUGCGGGGUGUUUCGUCGUCAAGCAUUGGACAGAGGAGCCAAGAUGUUAGGAAUUAAACAUGUAGUAACGGGACAUAAUGCAGACGAUCUAGCCGAAACUAUCCUCAUGAACCUACUUCGAGGGGACUUGUCUCGUCUAGCACGGAGCACGAACAUAAUGACUGGUGAUGAUUCAAGUGAUGUUCGGAGGAGUAAACCGCUAAAGUACGCCUACGAAAAAGAAAUUGUACUCUAUGCCCAUCAUAAGAAACUUGAGUAUUUUACGACCGAAUGUAUUUACAGUCCUGAAGCUUUUCGAGGAAGUGCCAGAACGCUCAUUAAAAACCUUGAGCGUAUACGUCCAAGCGCAAUUCUAGACGUUGUUCGAAGCGGUGAAGACAUGGCCAAAAUGGUUUCGGAAGAAGCUUCUGGAUUUGAUCACUGCAGAAGCCAAGGACCACAAAUUAAUGAACAAGAAGGUGAAGAAGGCACGGGCGGCUGUGGAGGCUCCAACGGAAGGACAAGUGGCGGUGAGAUGGCAGAAAUGGAAAAAUUGCUUAUUGAAAACGAAAUAGCUUCCUCGAGAGAAAUUAAUUUCACUUCAGGAUCAAUUAUUGAGGGUGAAAACCCGGCCAAAAAAAUACUUCAAACGAGUGGGACUCAGCCUAAAAAACAAUCCCAGCCGAAAGUAACUCGACAGACAUUAGGCACUUGUAAUAAAUGUGGUUACAUGUCAAGUCAACAAGUAUGCAAGGCUUGCUCACUUUUAGAGGGUCUAAACAAGAAUCGGCCAAAAAUUGAAAUUGAGAUAUAG
Messenger RNA from Blumeria graminis f. sp. triticale, 1221 nucleotides. NCBI's taxonomy places the organism in Eukaryota, Fungi, Ascomycota, Leotiomycetes, Helotiales, Erysiphaceae. The record is from the annotation of a GenBank genome assembly.